Molecule: messenger RNA, 510 nt
Organism: Didymosphaeria variabile
Lineage: Eukaryota; Fungi; Ascomycota; Dothideomycetes; Pleosporales; Didymosphaeriaceae
Exons: 2
Coding region: 1-510 (169 amino acids)
Source: RefSeq, a predicted model, not a curated record
AUGCCCAACGACAGGCAAAUUGAGCUCUACAACGAGUACAUUGGAAUUGAGAAAGUCGAGCAUAUCGAAGAUUUAAUUGUUCGUGAAGGGUAUGUUACUAGGCCAGGAAUCAUCGUUGGGCGUCAAAUCUUUCGGGAAACAGAACGCAACACGGUCUGGAUUUGGGAAGACGCUGAGGAUGUACAAUAUAUAAAUAACGAUGACGAGAGGUCGAGAUCACGUGUGCGACUGCCCUCCUUUGACGAGUUCCGUCAGAAAUCGGGAUAUCUGGAGCCAGUCAACCCCGAGGAAGCCGAGAAUGAGGACGACAAAGAAGACCGCUGCCCCAUCUGCCGCGCGGACUAUUUCCCGGAGCCUGGUGACGUGGACGAGGACGAACAUUUCGAUUACACCGUCGUUAAAACGCAGUGCGGGCAUUGCUUCCAUCAGCAAUGCAUACUACGGUGUCUGAAAAAUCCACCAAAUCCCGAUGGUGUGGGCAGGCUUCUAAGGAGUUAUUCUUUCGGCUAG